CUCCUUACUAUAACUAACCAACUAACAUGUAUUUACAUUACUGCCAACAUAUUUACAAUUAAUUAUAAAACAGGUCCCUGAUUACACCUAAGAACUAUUUACACAUUCAAUUGCUAACAUGUACAUCAACCUGGAUCUAAAUCUUCAAGUCUUGGUUCCUUCAUCUCAACUUUAAUCUCUGAUAGAUAGUCGCUCGAGGACAAAUUUGAGAGGAUGCGGAUGUUUACCAUAUUCAAGAAUGCCACCAAAAAUGCAAUUCCGGACUUCGGGGAUUCAGCUGGGAUGAAAAGAUUGAUCGCAUUCUCUACAGUAGUAGUGCCACCGUCUGGGAUGAAUUUCAUCUUCACAAAUCUCGCAAUAGAAAUCACCAGGACGAUCACUAAAAGGAGGAAAGUUGAGCAGCAGUUGGUGCUUAUCCCACCUGUGAUUGAUACUCAGUGGUAGCUUGAUGCAACCAUAAUCCAAACAGAACCUGCAAUCCUCACAGGAGUAAAGCAAGUCCGGGGAAUUGUCUCCACAAGACGAGCAACGCCCGUACCAUACCGUCCCUCGCCAGAGUCGAUGUGGGUGCGCAGGAUGCAUCACGCGGUAGGGCGUAAAAGCACACUUCACAUCAAAAGCAACCUUGGCACCAUCGCAGAAGUUGUAAGAGUAAGAGUAACCAUUACAAUCCAAUCUGCAAUCGUAACAUUUGAUUCGGCUCCAUACAUUCUUUGGUGAAGACAACCGAAAUAUAUGCAACCCAUAGUCAUCACAUCUCGUGGUUGAGCACAGCUAAAGUGGAAAAAGUAAGUGCAUUGUUCACAUUUACCACAUGAAGAAACUAUUAUUUCUGUGCAUACGAAGCAUUGAAUUCCUGGGUUUUCUGAGUCCAAAACAUUCUGGAGAUUCUCAAAAACAAGGGAAUGUUCGCAUCGACCCGGAUUCGAAAUUUUGGUGUAUUUCAGACAACAUCGAGGCGCCAACAUAUAUACCAGUACCUUCUCAUGGUUUCUUGCAGGCAUUUUGAAUCCCUUCGGACCAAAAUCCUCGUCCGCAGCACCCGAGAUGAAGAAUGUACCGACAAAGAUCACAAUAAUAAACCCAACUCUGAAAAGCUAUAUCCUCGAAACAGUAAUCACAUGGAAUCUCAAGUCUACGAAACUCAGUUGGAACAGAAUAAACCAGAGAAAGAGGCAAGCAUCACAGGUGAAGAUGGAAGGUCUUUGAAGAAGCGUCAAUGGGUGGUUAUGACAGGGAUGAUCAAGUUCUUUUGCCUCUGGAAAAGCGCAUAAGGCGUGAAGAUUAACCCGACUAACCGGACAGUGGUAGAUGAAGCUUUGUUCGACAAGGUCCCGGUGACACGCUUGACAAAAGCGGAGCAUUCCAUUCCCCGAAUCAAGAGGAUUUGUGAUAGAGUCUAUAAAUUGUGUUUUAAUUGUUCUUAUUUUACUAGUUUAUGUACUCGGAUGGGUUUAAUUCAUUAUUUUUGUUAUUAUUUCUUGUUAGGAGCUGGAAAUAAGAGAUUGGAGCUGUUUUGGAUGAUUUUCCACGAUCAGAG
Messenger RNA from Oldenlandia corymbosa var. corymbosa, 1540 nucleotides. The record is from the annotation of a GenBank genome assembly. NCBI's taxonomy places the organism in Eukaryota, Viridiplantae, Streptophyta, Magnoliopsida, Gentianales, Rubiaceae.